AUGUAUAUAUUUAUACAAUAUCUUUUAGUUUGGUUUGAAUCAAGUGUUGAAAAUUAUACAAAAUUGUUCCCAACUGAGGGAAGAGUCCUUAUUUUAACAGGUAGAAACCUAGGUUGGUCAGUUAAUGAUUUAGAUAUGUCUAUUCCUAAUUCAGAAUUUUCAUUCUUUACUCCUCAAGGUGUUGGUAAAAAUGCACAAAUUACAAAAUCAUUCCAAAUUGGAAAGUAUCUUAUUCCUUUUUGA
Messenger RNA from Dictyostelium discoideum AX4, 243 nucleotides. RefSeq lists its product as hypothetical. The record is from RefSeq and is a predicted model, not a curated record. The transcript has a single exon. The coding region runs from base 1 to 243 and encodes 80 amino acids. Lineage: Eukaryota; Evosea; Eumycetozoa; Dictyosteliales; Dictyosteliaceae.